AUGCGCUUAGAUAGAACAUCAGACCUGCACAAAACAUCAUCGAGCGGCGGACAGUAUCCGAACGUCACGGCACGAUCGCAUAAAUUCACAGCCGAUUCGCCGAAAUUUAGUGCGGGUUUAGAUAGAAUAACAAGUGGUAGAAUCAAGAGCGAAGACGAUUCUCGCGGCAGGAUAAGUCCGGAUACGGACCAAAAAGCCAGAAUUGAGCAGAGUGCCCAAAUAUCACGUGACGCACGUGCGUAUAAUACAUCUACCAUCAUUUCGGAGGGGCUCUCGCAUAAACGGAAGAGUAGAAGCCUUACAUCCAUGCAAAAACCAGGGAGUGGCAAUAGUAGGUCCCCACUGCCGUUUGUUACAGAGCAUGCGGAAGAAAUCAGACAAAGAGAGCUGGCACUGAGUAGGAACCGAAGUACAGAAGGUCCGCUUGCCAUACUGUCGCCGCGGGAGAGGGAACAAAGUGCGAACCGCUACAUUCUCUUGGAACAAGACGAGCUUUUGGCACGUCAGAAGCAAGACCACCUGCGCCAACAAAUGAGCAUGAUAGAUCAGAACCAGGUACCACUGAAAGGAUUAGGUAUGGCAGCUGGAUUAGGGAAGUCCGACCCAAACGAAGAUGAUCUGCGCGCACUUCCAGCUGUAAGUGGGAGACCCGCAUACACCACACCCCCUAUGAGUAUACCUACGCGUGGGGGCGACAGAAUAGAUGAAAGUAACUUCGAGAUGGAGAAGGCAUGGCGCGAAAAGGAGCGUGAACGCGAACGCGCUCUUGACGGCCGAGAACGGGAUCUGCCGCCCACAACACACAGACCAAGUGAUGCCCCGCAACGUCCACGGGAGCGAGAUGCGCUGUACCAAGGCAGGGAGGGUCUACACACGGACAUCCACUCGCAGAGCUACGACGAUCCCGCAAGCAUGUUUAGAGAAGGCGAGUCGCGGUACUCCACCGCCUUCCAGCGCGCUGGCACAGAAGGCGGCGCGCGCGACAUUGAGAUGCGCAUGACGGAGCGCGAGAGAGAGCGUGCGAGGGUCAGGCGGCGAAACGAGGAGGAUCUGGAACGUGUGCGACUCACUGAACGCGACAGAGAGCGCGAGCGCGAAAGCCUGCGAGACCGCGUGAGCCUGAGUGAACGGGAACGGUUGGGGUUGAGCCUCACCGAGCGCGAACGCCUUGCGUCUAGCGACCGGGAGAGGGAGCGUGAGCGUGAACGGGAAAGAGACCGCGAACGGGACCGAGAACGAGACCGCAUUCGCCAGCGAGGGUCGCGCAAAGACGAGGUGGCCGCGUGGGAGGCGAUGCGUGAUCGCGAGUGGGCUGACAGAGAGCGCGAGCGAGAGAGGGAUCGCGCGCUGAUGCCCAUGGAUGUGCUUAUACCCGCAUCAGCCUGGGAACGUGAGCGUGAGCGUGAGCGUGAACGUGAACGGGAGCGUGAACGGGAGCGGGAGCGAGAUCGCGAACGGGAACGGGAACGAGAGCGCUUCUACUUCAAUUCGCGGGGAAGUGCUGGGGCGCUGGGAGGGGACAGGAUUGGCGGCCCGUCGAAGGAGGGUGCCAAGACGCAGUAUCCGGACUACGAAAUGCGAGAACAACAGAGAUUGCGCGCCAUUGCGGGGGUUGAUCUUGCGCUGGGUGCUCCCCCGAAAAGCUUUCCGGCACCGGGUACCAUUGCGACUGAGAGCAUCACCACCACGUCCACGUCUCUUCAAGAUCUUCCUCAGGAGAAGGUGUUCAACGCACACGAAUUGCGCGAACUCCGCGAGCGUGAACAGAUGAUGCGAAGGGAUCCAUCAGCCGGUAAUCUAAGCAGAGCUUCAGAGGCUGCUAGUCUAGGAAUUACGGGAUCGACAUCAGCUUCGUAUUCGCCCGGUAAACGUCUUUCGCUAGGCGUACAUGAUUAUGAUAUCAGUGCCUUGAAUAUGCAUGAGAGGUAUGCACGCUCCCCCGCCGCGGGAGGGUCUUCGUCUGUCCCCACUGGUGAUACGGGCCGCAGUUGGGGUGAAGAUGGCUCAGAGCGCUACGGUAGCGGCGAACGAGGACCCGGCUUUACACAUGUGCAGCCCCGCCAGGUCGAGCGCAGGACAAGUAAUAAACGGGAAUUCAUGACCGAUGGGUUGGAUUCUGAGAGGAGACGUGGGGAAGCCUUUAGGUCACGGGGCCUGCAGGUGGGCCGAGAUGCGAGCAACAAGCGCAUGAGCGUGAGCAAACCCGGUAUGGGGGGAUCCUACCCCAACUGGGGUGGUGCGAAUUGGCCCGAAAGUCAAGGCUUGGGACAGGUCCAGGGUACACCGGGAGAGUUUGCCUCGUCUGCAGAUAAACCUACCGGGGAGGGAUUGCGAUUACUCACGCAGGCAAUUAGCUAUAGGAGCAAUGACGACCCCAGUCAUAGGGGAGUGGGGGCUGGACUGCCAGCAGCGAGUUACGACCCCGCUGCAAGAACACAACGUGUAAGUGUCAUGCCAUCUGCAUCGCUGAAGCGAACCAGGGGCGAGCCUGGUGAUGAGACUGUUAAACGUCAGGUCUGGGACACUGAAACUGGGGAUCCGGUGACUGUGUGGCUGCCGCCACCACGGUACGAUGCCGUGGUGGUGUGCCCGGUGGAUUCAUUGGUGUUCUCAGAUCCUUUGCUUUUCCACGCACAUUACAUUGACACUCACGUGGGCCGCACGGGUAUCAGCGGUCACAAGAAAGCAUUUAAUAAGGAAACCUCAAAGUGGGAGUGCAAUUGGCCGGGUUGCCACGGGCCCAGGCAACAGGAUGCGCACGGCAAUGCGUCUCCGUUCGAUUGCCCGCAACGCGUUGAAGGCUGCAAGGGUUACAGUGGGGGGAAGAAGGACAGUUUGGUGUCGCACAUCCGGUCUCAUCACACGCAUCCGCCGUGUUUUGCUUGCCAGGUUUGCUUCAGCUAUUUCAAUUCGAAAGACCACCGCAAAUGUGGUCGCCCACCAAAGCUGUGGGCGCUGGUGAAACCCGCGCGCUCUCGCGGUGUGCGGACGGGGGAUACUCACCACGCACAAGCGCAGGCUGCCUUAUCCGGGGUCAUACACGCGAAGACCACUACAUCGGAUAGUAACGCGACUAGCGCACCCAUACCCACCCCCACAAGUGGCGGAGGUUCUCAGGCCCAGGGACAGGCACACGAGGGCAGCAGCAGCACAAAGACAGGCAUGGAACAGGGCAAUAGCCUAACAGUCACGGGUGUGGGGGGUGCUGUGGAUAAUACAGACUUGCAGACCACUAUGGCUAAGAACGAUAGCUUCAACAAUAGUGCAAGCCCCAUGAUGCGCAUGAGUAUACAGAGCUCGAGUUUACCAGACGAUGAAACCGCGGGCACCAGGCUGUCGACCGGGCCGGCAUCAUUUGGUGAGAGUUUCAGGGCUCAGGCCCAGGCUCAGGCCCAGGCUCAGGCUCAGGCUCAGGCCCAGGCUCAGGCUCAGGCUCAGGCUCAGGCUCAGGCUCAGGCUCAGGCUCAAGCUCAAGCGCAAGCGCAAGCGCAAGCGCAAGCACGGGAAAAGGAAAGCGGGGGACAGCAAGUGGGUGGGCAAGUGUCUGUGCAGAAAGAAAACAGCGGAGAGACGGAAGUGGGCAAGGUGGUGCCAUCGAAAUCGAAUGAGAAUCCCGCUAUUGAUCCCGGCAUGCGCAUGGCGUUAGACGGCAGCCAGAUUGGAGAGAAUCUGUUUCCUAUCGCGGAGCGAGAAGAGAUGACGGAAGAUCUCCUAUACAACAGCAGUGCACUGCCGCCACAACCACAGCCACCAACCACGAGCAAUCAGGAAACGGCGGACACCACACAAGUACUAACACGUGAAAGCGUGAGCAACAUGUCCGUGGACCGAAGAUCAUCCGGAGAGGUUCCCGAGAGUCAAGAUACCUUGGAAAUAAUCAAGGAGAACGGACCGGAAGAUGAUGGGGAUACAAUUAUGGAGGAAAACCCGUAAAUGCAUGUCACCUGAGUGGUGAACGACUAUUGUAAAUUCUUCGCUGCUGCUAAGGUGAUGAUUCCCCAUACGAGGUCUCGAAAGGUAAGCGGGCUUACACAGUAGCAGUACCGAUACUGUGCAGAAGAUACACUCAUAUUGGUAGCGGUAUGCACGAGCUGGGGAGGAUGCUGGUGCUGCCAGGUAGAAUCGCAGCUGUCGAUCGUACGUCUUGGCCGCUUCCUCAAAUAUUCUCGCACAUGCGCUAACGACGACACACCUAUAUUGACAGUCAUGGCCAAUGCCAAUGUAGCAGUCAUUCUGUACUCUCACUGUACACCGGUUAAUCUCCAAUAGUUAUUAUUUAAACCGCCAUAUUAGAAUGGCUGAGCCGGACUGCGAUCAGCCAGGACUACAUAGAAAAGCGGAGUGAAGAUGUGUAUUGCAGAGAUUUCCCUGGGUGUCUACCUCGAUUUUGGUGCCGAUCUUUAACAAAGCACCACAGUGUGCAUGCCACACCAGGUAUAUGCCUUUUAUGAAACGUCGCUGUCACACGCAUUCGAUGUCUUCGUGUGAAGUGUUUCAGCCACGAGAGUGCUGCAAUGCAGGAAGCGAGUCCGGCCUCCCAAAUGCAUUUGUAUUGAAGAAGCCAGCACAAUUACUAUGUGGUUUUUGAGCCCCACGGUCGACAAGCCGUUCAUGCUGGCCAACGUAAUUGGGAAUAAUUAGACAGAUCAGCUGUCGAAGAAAGUGCCUAUCCCAUCUUCAUUCCGAUCUAUAUUCCCCAUCUCCUUGAUAGGAGAAACAACAACAAAAAUAAUCUGUAUGCAGACAAAUUAGUAAGCCUAUUAAAUUAGGAACCCGAGAUAUGACGAUGGCUGACCUGCAUAAUCUGUUGUACAUAAUCACUCAAGAACAGAUUGCGCAUCGAUGGUCGAAACCAAUGCACUAACAAGUGCAUAUAUAACAUCGAAGUCAUAGUGCGCAAAAUCAAUCUGAGCCGAAAUGUCGUUAUGACAUAUUUAUACAUAUACAUAGUAGGGUCAGAAAAUAAAAAUAUAUAGAAGC
Molecule: messenger RNA, 4980 nt
Organism: Sphaeroforma arctica JP610
Lineage: Eukaryota; Ichthyosporea; Ichthyophonida
Exons: 8
Coding region: 1-3933 (1310 amino acids)
Cellular component (GO): mRNA cleavage and polyadenylation specificity factor complex
Molecular function (GO): RNA binding
Source: RefSeq, a predicted model, not a curated record